AUGACUAGAACCACCGACGAGAUCAAGUAUGAGGCUUCCUCAUGGGAGCACAAAGGCGUCACCGUGGCAGACGAUGGCCGGAGAUUGGCGUCAAAUUCCGAUGCUGCCCGUCCCAAAGGACGCAUACGACGAUCGAUGACGGCUUGUCAUACUUGUCGCAAGCUUAAAACCAGAUGCGAUUUAGAUCCGCGCGGCCAUGCAUGCCGCCGCUGUCUAUCCUUAAGGAUCGACUGCAAGUUACCGGAAACGACCGAUCGUUUUCAAGAUAAUGCCUCAAUGUGGUCGGAUGCGACGUCCGCGAUUCCGUCGAUUGAGGAGCGCUUGACCUCGCUCGAAAGAAGCAUGAGAGAGAUGACGAGUAUGAUGCGCCAAAUGCUGGACCAAUCGCCAGUAACCCCCACGGGCAUUCCCUCGUGUUGGACCAGAGCUACCAAUGCCGAUGAUGGCACGUCGUCGGAAGGCAGCCCAUCAUCCCCAUUUUUGCCCAAGCCUGUUCGGCUCAUCCAAGACCUACAAUCGGAAUUCUUUGGUGAGACCGAAAACUCGGCAUACUUGAGCGAGGGCAUCGCAAAGGGUGGCUUAGAAUCUAAACUAUCACUCAAACUGUUGCAAAUAUUCGUGGACAAUUUCGGCCCUUAUGUCUCCAUAUAUAAUCUCUCCGAUAUACAGAACGAGGCGCGGAAUCCUGAUUCCUUGCUAUAUAAUACUGCUUGUCUACUGGCAUCCCGCUAUGUUCCUGGCGUCCCCACAUCCGUGGUACAUACGAUAUACCUUCAAGUGCGACAUGCCGUGGUAAAUCUUCUGUGGGAUAAGCCACCGCUUCGCUACGAGUCUCUCCAAGCUCUUGCGCUGCUUUGCCUUUGGCCUGCGACCGUACAAAAGGAGCCUCCAAUGGACAGCUGGCUGUUGAGUGGGGUUUCGAUCAACCAUGCCAUCAUCUCCUUUGAUUGUCUCAACUAUGGGCCCACGGAGACUAUGAUUGAUAACGAGACAGCCGCACAGCUCCGGCUUUGGAAUACUUACUGCUUGACGCAGCUUCAUUUUGCGGUCGGCAACGCUCGUCCUUUCCAUAUCCAGCCACGCUAUCUUGAUCAUUGUCCACGGAUUUUGGAGCACCCAGGUGCAACUCUGGACGACGCAAAGGUAGUGGCCGAGAUCCAGCUAUACCUCAUUACACUACGCCUUCAGAGCAAUGGCGGCCGAAUGCGAGUCGCCGAUACCAAAUUCGAGGAAAUGGAGCGGUGGAGGGCCGAGUGGGCCCAUCUCUUCGGUAGGUCCUGCAUCUACGAAGGAACUAACGAGGUAACGAACUCAGCUGGUGAACAGUUCACCCUCGAGCUAAGCCUCUGGUUUUGCCAGAUCCUUCUUUACCGCACCUCCAUGCGCUUUAGCCCGGGCUCCGAUACUCUCGCCUCAGAGGUCCUGCAAACCUCCCGCCUGAUGUUGUCCAAGUUUCUUCAGAUCCGAUAUUCUUCCGCUCUAAGCCUCGUCGACCAGACGUAUUUCAUGGUUGGCUAUGCCGCUCUCAACCUCUGUGAUUUCAACCUCAUGGACCCACUCAUCGAGCAGGUACAGAUGUUCCUGCUCCAUCUGUCCCCCAACGAGGAUCACAUCGCCUAUCGCUUCUCCUGCAUGAUUGUCGAGUUCAAGCGGCGAUGCACCGAGGGCAGCGAUCCGGCCACCACCGCCGCCGCGGCCGCGGUAGCAGCGGCAACUGCCGCCAAAGCCUCCUCUCCGCUGUCAUCCUUCGGGGAAACGCGGAAGAUGAGUAUGGAGCAGACGGCCUCAUUCCUGCCCCCAAUGGUCGAUAAUGUGAUUGAUGGCUACGGAUUCGAGCAAUUGAUGCCGGAAGUCCUGCCACAAUCAUUUCCCGAGGGGAUGCUCAAUGAGUUGGCAGUCGCCGGGAUACCAGGGUAUCGGUCGGCAACGCUCUGA
Messenger RNA from Aspergillus aculeatus ATCC 16872, 1935 nucleotides. RefSeq lists its product as uncharacterized. Gene Ontology annotation, cellular component: nucleus. The transcript is spliced from 5 exons. The coding region runs from base 1 to 1935 and encodes 644 amino acids. Gene Ontology annotation, biological process: regulation of DNA-templated transcription. NCBI's taxonomy places the organism in Eukaryota, Fungi, Ascomycota, Eurotiomycetes, Eurotiales, Aspergillaceae. Gene Ontology annotation, molecular function: DNA-binding transcription factor activity, RNA polymerase II-specific; transcription cis-regulatory region binding; zinc ion binding. The record is from RefSeq and is a predicted model, not a curated record.